Molecule: messenger RNA, 957 nt
Organism: Entrophospora candida
Lineage: Eukaryota; Fungi; Glomeromycota; Glomeromycetes; Entrophosporales; Entrophosporaceae
Source: the annotation of a GenBank genome assembly
CCAAUUUAUGAGAGGCCUGUCAUUAUCUUCAUUGAUGAGUUUGAUAGAAUGCUUUCUUCUACACACACAGACAUUUGUAAUUCAUGCCUUGCAAACUUUCGUGCCAUUAAGAAUAGUGCCACUUAUGUCAUCAAGUCCAUUGUUGAAAUUGGUACCUUUAGUAUUCUAAAUCUGAAUCCAACUGAUCGGACUUUAUCACCCUUCAACAUUAGUGAUUCAUUCAGCAAUCCAAACUUCACUGAAGAUCAAACAACAAACCUUUACAAGGAGUUUAUGAAUGAUUAUGAGCUAGAAAUUGAAGAACAGGUUAUUGAGGAUAUCCAUAAACAAACAAAUGGACAUGCUGGUCUCAUAAACCUCUGUGGACGAGCAAUCCAAAAACUUAUGGAAAAGCGCUUCCAGGAUGGAGUAGAUUUGGCAAAUCAAUUGGACUAUGUAACUUGGAAUCUCUUCAAAAUCAAAACUUUGGGUGUAGAAAUUUCUAAAUACCAUACAUUUGACAGGAUGAUAAAUAUUCUCAAGAUGCCUGGUGCUGAGAAGGCUAUGAAGUUGCUUCGUAUUUACUUCUUGGGAUCACUAAAUGCUGAAGUCAUUAGAGACAAUGAAAACUGCAAAUUAGCUGAAUUCCUAGUGGCUGAAGGUGUCUUAAUGUGUGUUGGAAAUAUUGAGUCAUCACAAAAAUUUCAAAUGUCCUCUCCUUUUGUGGAUUCAUUGAUCCGACGACAUGUUAUUCCUGAAUUGUACCCAUCCAUUCCAAAGAAAUGUAUGCCCACACGAAGAAAUGGUACCAUGGACACUCUAGAUGUCUUAUUAAAUGCUAUUCCUUUUUUUGAAAAAGACAUUAUUGGUUCUGCUUCUGCUCAUUCAUUCAAAAAAGCACUUGUACCUGUAAGAGGUUAUAACAAUGUAAAUGUUCCUAGAGAAAAUGUGUAUCAAACAGAGUUGGAUAGAAUCUUG